Messenger RNA from Mytilus californianus (California mussel), 1441 nucleotides. Its product is annotated as dual specificity protein phosphatase 3-like. The record is from RefSeq and is a predicted model, not a curated record. The coding region runs from base 153 to 716 and encodes 187 amino acids. Gene Ontology annotation, biological process: negative regulation of MAPK cascade; protein dephosphorylation. Gene Ontology annotation, cellular component: cytoplasm. Gene Ontology annotation, molecular function: MAP kinase phosphatase activity; protein tyrosine/serine/threonine phosphatase activity. NCBI's taxonomy places the organism in Eukaryota, Metazoa, Mollusca, Bivalvia, Mytilida, Mytilidae. The transcript has 4 exons.
UUCCGGUUUCACUUUCGUUUUGUUGGUUUUGGUUAGUUUCCAUUUCCACAAAUUCUUACUUAAUACUACAGACUAUACAAGAAAAUAUCGAAAUUGAGAGUGUUUUAUAAUGUGACUUAUUACAAUUGAUCUUAUGGGACAAAACAAUUGAAAUGGAUGAAGAAAAAUGUACAGUUGAUGAACUUCAAAAUGUGAUCACUGCUCCAACUGGUGGACUUACAAUGUUACCAUCAACUGCUUAUGAUGAAGUAUAUCCAAAUCUAUAUCUUGGAGAGGAUACAAUAGCACUAAGCAGAGUAGGCCUGAGAAAUUUAGGAAUAACUUAUCUGCUUAAUGUGGCACAGGGGGAUUCCAGGUACCAUGUGAAUGCAAAUGAUGUUAUGUACCAUAAAGUUAACAUCGAGUAUAUGGGAUUAGAAGCUACAGACCAAAUGAACUUUGACCUUUCCAUUUAUUUUGAGAAAGGUGCCAAUUUUAUAGAAAAGGGAUUAAAAAGUGGAGGAAAAGUAAUGGUAAAUUGUAAGCAAGGAGUAAGCAGAUCAGCAACGUUGGUUCUUGCAUAUCUUAUGAUAAAAUGUCACAUGACAGCAAAAGAAGCAGUGAGAACAGUCAGAGCUAAGAGAGAAAUUGAUCCAAAUGAAGGAUUUCUACAACAGAUCUGUGAUUUAAAUGAAAAUCUCAAGAAAGCUGGACAUUUUGAUAUAUCAUCAAGUUGAUGAGUAGACAAUUCUUAAUUUGAAUAGUUGAACAUAAAGACGUGCAUAAUAUUAUUUUUUUUCACUUAAUAUGUAACAAUUGUUUUAGGCAGUCAGUGGGCCCCACUAAUGAAAAUUUCUGGAUCCGCCAUUGAGCUCUCCCAGAAAAAAGGGUAAAUGGUGAUGGCAGGGGGGAACGGGAAAUUUAAUCAGAAGCAGAUUUAGAGGGGGGGCCAGGGGGCCCGUGCCCCCCUUUUCUGGGAAAAAUUUGGUUGAUUAUAUAGAGAAUCACUGAAGCAUGACCGGAGCGGGCCCCCAUUUAUGAAAAUUUCUGGAUCCGCCAAUGUUAAUAUCCCUGUCAGGAGAUCCCUCUUUAAAGUAGGACUGCUAAAAUUUUGAAAAAAACCAUUGGGAGGCUUCUUUCUGAUAUUUGAAUAGUUGACACCCUUGCACUUUGUUUAAAAUAAUUAAUGCUAGUAUUUUAAUUUGUUUUCUACUUCUAAGGGGGAAAAACCUUUCCUUUUAUUUUUUCAAUCUCCUUUCAUGCGUUAUAUUCUUUAUGAAACUUUUAAAUCAUGGUUGAUGUGAAGUGAUCUCAGAAAUGGAAUGUUCUCAAAUUAUAUUAAUUAAUGUCCAAGAGAAUACUACCUUUACAUUUUGUACCUUUAUUUACACUGUAUUUCUAUAAAAACAAUGUGCAAUUGUUUAUUCUUUUUAUUUGUCAAUAUACAACUUUCUAUUUGUAA